CUCGGUUGCCGCGGUGCUUGGUCUUUAAUACCCGGGGUGCUCGGUCCCCGCGGUGCUCAGUGCUUAGUACCCGGGGUGCUAGGUGCUCAGUCCGCUAGGUGCUCGGUGCUGAGUCCCCGCGGUGCUAGGUACUAAGUUCCCGGGGUGCUCGGUCCCCGCGGUUCUCAGUGCUUAGGACCUGGGGUACUCGGUGCUCAGACCGCUGGGUGCCUGGUGCUGAGUCCCCGCGGUGCUAGGUGCUCAGUCUACGGGGUGCCCGGUGCUUAGUACCUGGAGUACUUGGUUCCCGCUGGGUGCUUAGUUCCAUCGGUGUUCGGUGCUCGGUCACCGCCAUGCCCGGCCCCGCUGCGUUCAUCGCCGUCAUCCUCCUGCUGCAGCUCCGGAUCCGGGAGAGCGCGGAAGACGUCACCGUCGUCUGCCGCGACCUGCGCGACGUGGAGGUCACGUGGGAACCGGCCGAGCAUGCGGGGGCGAACCUGAGCCUGACAUGGAGCUACACCCCAGAGCCCCUGCGGCCCUGCCCCCAGUACUUCCUGUCCGGCGGCCUCACUUCCGGCUGCGUCCUCCCCGCGCGCCUCGGACGCCCCCUAGAGAUUGACGUGCGUCGGGGGGCGGAACCUGUGUUCCACCGGAAGGGGCUGGCCUCGGCCUUCCUGAAGCCCCGCCCUCCCGACAAACUCACUCUCCAUUGGCUGGAGGACGCCAUCCGUGUCACAUGUCCUGCCCUCCCCCAUGUCGGGCUCGAUUACGUCAUCCAGCACCGCGGGAUGGGGGACACGGACUGGGUGGGUCACGCCCAAAGACUUCCUGUCCCCGCCUUGCAGGCCUCGGCCCCGGUGCCCUCCUGUGAUGUCAUCGUGGGUGGAGUCGACCCCAGCGCCUGCCUCGCCUUCAGGGUCCGGGCGUUCCCGAGAGAAUCGGUCUAUGGCCGCGAAGUGAAGCCUAGCGAUUGGAGCUCCGUGACACAAUGGAGGGCGGGUGACGUCAUGGAUUCCUGCCAGGCCCCGCCCUCUUCCGGGUUCCCAAAGCUACAGGUUGCCUGUGGCCUCGUGACCCUGGUGACAUCAUUGCUGCUGCUGCUGGCAUUGUGGAGGGUCAAGUGCGGCCUCCUCCCCUGGGUCCCUGACCCCAGGGGUGGCUUCCGAGGACUGUUUGAGCGACAUGGCGGGAACUUCCAGGCCUGGAUUGCGCAGGACGUGUCUCCGCCCCCGAAUCCCGAAGCCAUUGACCCCGCUGACCCUGCUGAGGUGGCCCUGGUCCUGGAGCAUUAUGGGAAGGGUGAAGCACCCGACCCAGCCUUGGGGUUUCCCGGGCUCCCCUGCCAGGGCCCGAGGGACAGGGACCUGGUGAGGGUGGGCGGGGCCACCUUCGUGAUGGAUGGAGGCUCAUACAUGACCCUGUGACCCCGACGUCACCCUGCUUUGACCCCGACGCGACCCUGCUGUGACCCCGGCGGCCAUGAUGAAAGAAGGCGCUCAUAGUGCAUGCUGGGAAGAGGGAAAAUUUCUGGGUCUGUGCAUUUCUAGUAAAACGUCACAUGCGAGUCUCAAGUAUUAUGAUGUCACAUGUGAGUUUCUGGUAUGCGAGUGUCACAUUACUGUGGGGUUCUGAGGCACAGCAUGACGCCUCGCAGACUGAACUACAUCUCCCAGCAUUCACUGCGGCUCCCGACUCAUUACUUCUGGCUGUCAAGCAAUUUUUUUCCUGAUUCCCAGUAUAAGCCAUUAGGGCUCUCAGAGAAAUUGCGGGUGCUCUGAGUUGAACUACAUCUCCCAGGAUGCACUGUGAUCUCGUUAUCCCAUUUCCGGCGGGGAUUCACAUACUUCUGAUUCCCAGUAUGAAGCAGGGCUGUGGAUCUCACGUUGAACUACAUCUCCCAGCAUGCACAACGGGGCUAUUCCUCACUUCCGGCUGUCAAAGCGUCCUGAUUCCCAGUAUAAACCAGUGCAGUCCAGGAAUGCAGUCUGGAGACCCAAUUUGGGCCUCCCAGAGC
Messenger RNA from Chionomys nivalis (European snow vole), 1993 nucleotides. RefSeq names its product cytokine receptor like factor 2 (gene Crlf2). The transcript has 8 exons. Bases 333 to 1403 code for a protein of 356 amino acids. Gene Ontology annotation, cellular component: external side of plasma membrane. Gene Ontology annotation, molecular function: protein binding; cytokine receptor activity. Gene Ontology annotation, biological process: cytokine-mediated signaling pathway. The record is from RefSeq and is a predicted model, not a curated record. NCBI's taxonomy places the organism in Eukaryota, Metazoa, Chordata, Mammalia, Rodentia, Cricetidae.